Molecule: messenger RNA, 774 nt
Organism: Guillardia theta CCMP2712
Lineage: Eukaryota; Cryptophyceae; Pyrenomonadales; Geminigeraceae
Exons: 2
Coding region: 1-774 (257 amino acids)
Source: RefSeq, a predicted model, not a curated record
AUGCCAUGGCUGGAACAGCGAAACCUGAUGGUCAAUGCGAGAGAGGAGGAAGAGGAAGACUGGAUAACCGGCAAGAUCCACAGGAGAGGCAAUACGACUGACAUGAAAGGGGGGGGGCUGACGGGGCGAAGGUCAAGUGGGGGGGCUGGGAAACUGUUGAAGGGAAGUACAUCGUCGAUCUGCCUCUUCCUGCUCUUGUUGUCGACCAAGUUUGGAGUUUGCUAUCCCACCUGGGGGCUGGCCAGAGCCCAGCAAUGCAUCGGAGGGAGAGAGUCGGCGCUCCUAGAUGUGUUCACUAUCACGUGCAUCCUGCUCCGGCUGCGAGGAGGGGCCGAAGAUGACAUUGCGAUGAACGAUGCGCUGAAGAGGGAGGCACAGGACGCGUCUGCUGGAGCUUUGACCGCGUUGACCAAGCAGCAGCUCCGAGACGAGCUGCAGCGACGAGGGUGCGACGUGCUCGGUGCAAAGUCCGUCUUGCAGAUUCGCCUAGAGAGGGUCUUGAAGGAGGAGGAUCCUGUUGCGAACGUGCAGGCGACUCCCAUGGUUUCAGGGGAGGUGCUGCAGAAGGUGGACCAGGAGAUGAUGGAUGUGGACGCGACGGGUGCAGGAAGAGCAGGCGACAGGAGGACCAUAGCGCUUUCGCCCACGGACGCCAUCCGCAAGAGACCAGAUACCCAGGUCUUGAUCUUUCACAGAGCGCUAGAUCGAUCCCUUGACCUCUUUCCAGUCUCCCGCAAGCCGCCGAGACUCCUCACCAAGAACGCCGGACUCUAG